Molecule: messenger RNA, 728 nt
Organism: Cuscuta epithymum
Lineage: Eukaryota; Viridiplantae; Streptophyta; Magnoliopsida; Solanales; Convolvulaceae
Source: the annotation of a GenBank genome assembly
GAGCAGGGCCUUCUUGGGGAGGCUCAAUGGAAUGAGAGAAAAGAAAGAGACGCCGAGGAGGCGAAAAAGAGAAAAUGGCAUAAUUCGGGGCCGCCCGAGCAAGCACGGAAGAAUCACCACGGUGGGGGUGGGGGUACGUUCAAGGCGCCGGCACCACCGGCGAAGAAGAACAAGGAUGCUCGGUGGCACGCAUCCUCCUCUCAAAAUACGGGGCCUCCUAAGUGUGCCAACUGUUCAAAGAACCACUUCGGGAAGUGCAACGCACCCCCGAGGUGUUAUCGGUGUGGGAACACGGGCCACAUGAAGGCCAAUUGCCCACAAUUGGGGGGAGGAGGAGCUCCGGGAUCCGGAGGAGGAACCAUGACGGGAAGAAACCGUGCGGGCCCGUCAAACGGCGGUACGGGAAGAGGCAACCCAUCCACAAGUCAUGCCGCGUCCGUAAACCAAGGCGGGACCCAAGCACGAGUCUACGCGAUGACCGAGGCGGAUGCGAGAGCAAACCCGGACUCCGUUGCAGGUUGAAGCUAGGGCUUGCUACUUGCACCUUCUCACGGGUGGUAUCAAAUCAGGAAGACGUGGUUCGUGCUUCCUUAUUUUCUUUCAAACUACCGAACACUUGCUCAUGGAUAUUUGUUCUACUAUAAACUAUUUUUGGGGCUUGCAUGCCCAUGUUGUUGGCCGGUUGUGGCCUAUGACUUACCGUUGAAUAUUUUCCGCUAUUCAUUGGU